This is a messenger RNA of Scylla paramamosain (green mud crab), 1392 nucleotides long. RefSeq names its product probable E3 ubiquitin-protein ligase HERC4. The record is from RefSeq and is a predicted model, not a curated record. The transcript is spliced from 6 exons. NCBI's taxonomy places the organism in Eukaryota, Metazoa, Arthropoda, Malacostraca, Decapoda, Portunidae. Bases 113 to 640 code for a protein of 175 amino acids.
UAUAUAUAUAUAAAAACCAGUGUAAUUAGUAAAAAACAAAAAAACUGUCCCUGGGAAGUGAGACGGCCCACAGAGUCGCGCCAAAAACGUGGAUCUACAGGCCAGGCAUCUUAUGUUUAACCAGGUGUACAAGGUGCUGGCUUUCAAGGGCUCCUCCACACCUACAGACACACGCACACACCACCAGAUACAGGAAGAAUUAAUUGAUGAGCUACAGAACUACAGCAUCGUUCAGGUGGCAGCCGGAGACCAGCACUCUCUUGCUCUCACCUCCUGGGGCCUGGCGAUAAACAGUGCACACGCGGGACUGAGUCACUCGGUAAACACAGUGCAGCGGGCCGCGGGUGGCGCCAAGCAGUGCGCUGUGGUGGCCAGGGGACAGAGUAUGCCUUGUGCGGGAAUUUUAAUCGAUUUUAUCUACGCACGGGGUGACAAUGGGUACGGUCAGCUUGGCGUCAACUCCUGCGACAGUCACACCGCCACACGCAAGCUUGUCAAGAGUCUGGCCAGGAAGGUGACAGUGCAGCUGGCCUGUGGCGCCAACCACACCCUUGCCUUGACUGCUGAUGGUGACAAAAUACCUUCGGCCAGUUGGCACUUAGACACCGACAGGGGCCCCAGAAGGACCCUGCCCUGGUGACCUCCUUGGCUGGCACCCUCUUAGUCCUGCUGGCCGCUGCGGGUCACCACUCUGCUGCCAUGACCCAGGCCGGCUACCUGCUGUUGUGGGGGUCAAACAAGCAGGGUCAACUGGGCUAUACUCCCAAGGGUGAUCCUCUUGUUAGUGACACCCCAGCGUUGGUGCCGAAUUUGGCCUCUUAUUCUGAACCAUUUGGGUAUGUGGCACUUGGAGAGAGCCACACAGCGGCACUCGACUCUUUAGGGAAGGUACGUAUGUGUUUAUGUGUGUGUGUGUGUGUGUGUGUGUGUGUGUGUGUGUUUUUGUCAAGUAUUUCUGUUCCUUCCUUCAUUUGUUCUAUUUUGUCCUUGUUCUUGUUGUCAUUUUUCUUCUUCAGUGUUUAGCUGUUGAGCAGGUGAUGUGUUGCAGCUCCCUGGCUCGUCGAAAACCUGAAUAUUUCAAUUUCCGAGCCACUGUGUGACCUGCAGCACCUCACUGCUUCACCCUUAGGGAGAACACAUUAGGCCAGAUGGUGAUUAUAACACUGCUCAGGUGACGUAGUUAAGCUUAUCAGGUGAGAAUUAAAUAUGCUGAACAGAUGUUAAGCUAUUUGUAUGUCCAGGGGGAAAUAAUAAAUAACCUAACCUAACCUAACCUAACUGAUACUGGCCAAGAUUAAGCUGCGUGAGUGAUUAGACUGCAGGCAGCGUAAAUAAGCUUGUUAGGUAGGAAACUGCAUGUUUGUCCAGGUGAUCUGACGUGUGACUAACUUA